Molecule: messenger RNA, 2526 nt
Organism: Synchiropus splendidus (mandarinfish)
Lineage: Eukaryota; Metazoa; Chordata; Actinopteri; Syngnathiformes; Callionymidae
Product: zinc finger protein ZFMSA12A-like
Exons: 9
Coding region: 476-2263 (595 amino acids)
Biological process (GO): regulation of transcription by RNA polymerase II
Cellular component (GO): nucleus
Molecular function (GO): RNA polymerase II transcription regulatory region sequence-specific DNA binding; DNA-binding transcription factor activity, RNA polymerase II-specific
Source: RefSeq, a predicted model, not a curated record
UGUCAUGGCGGGCGGAGGACUUGUAAACAGUAGCUGCUAGCUUCUGUCGCUAAUUAGACUUGGAGACGCAAGUGUCGUAGUUUACUCUGAAUUGGACGCUCAAUUGCCAGACAUGGGUUCGUGAGUUCGUAAUGUUGGCUUGUGUUUAGCGCAACUCUUGCGAGUCACUCUGAGGUUAUUUGCUGCUAACUUCAUUUCCCGCGUCUUAACAAUGAAGUUACUUUAUCACAUGUGAGAAGCUAACGGGUAUUAGCUGACGGGAAAGAGUGGGAAUUCAUUUUAAUGUCCUACGUCACAAAAAUGUCGACUUAUUAUUCUUUUAACCAACUGACUCAGAGCCAGAGAUUUGUUGCUGUGUGUUUGAGCGCAGGUCACACCACCCUUUCCUGUCCUUCGUCUACUCGUCCCUCCUCUGCGGCUGCUCACUGCAGCACUAUGGCAAAUUGUGCAGCAAAAACGGGUGAAUCAUUAUAGAAUGCUGGAGGAUGUUGUGUGUCUCAUAACAGAAGCAAUUCCUGAACUGUUAACAGACACUCAGAAGAGCCUUCUCUUUCUGGCACUUAAAGGCAAGGAUGUUACAGACCCAAAUAUGGAUGCCGCCAUAAAGAUUCUACUAUCUGACUGCCUUUGUCGUCUGGAACAGCUUUUUCCUGUACCAAGUUUCACAAAAACAGCUUUAUGGCUUGACGCUGUAUUGGAUGAGUGUCUUGAAGGGCCAGAGCCUGAAAACCUGAAGCUGCUGUUGACAAAUCAAAAUUGUCGUGUCAGUCAAGUUCCCUCAUCCAACAUUAACUUGGACACAGAAAAGCUUCUCCUGAGUCAGUUGGCCAAAGAUGCCGACCCUUGCACUAAAACAGACGAGUCAACCCAGGGCACUGAAGCGCUGGUAGAAGCUGAGGAGGAUCUGAUUGAGCCAGUGGUGUUAAUAGUUCAUCAGGAGCAAACCUGCACAGAGAGGGGAGGGGAACAAUCUGAUUAUUUCUGCGGUCAGCAAUCGAUAGAAAAAAGUGAUUCAGUCUACCAACAUGAAAAGUCGUCCAUUGAGGUCACGUCUCUGAACAACAUUUCUACCAAUUCCCAGCGUGUGGCACACAGAUGUCCUCAGUGUGGAAAGUGUUUCAUAUAUAGAUCACAGGUUAUUCGACAUCUGCGUACAAACCGGUCCUGUGGAUCCUCUGUGACUUUACUUCCUAAAACCAGCAGUAACCAGAAGGACCCCAGUUCAUUUGGACCUCGCACCACUCAUGUUUGCUUUCAGUGCAAUGCAGUGUUUGGCAGCGAGGUGGAUCUCCAGUCUCAUAGGCGCUGCCACCGCCCAUUGUACGUCUGUGACGUCUGUGGUGCAGAGUUCCAGCUACGUUCUAGCCUGAUAAGUCACAACCUAAAACAUCACAAGGAGGGUGUCUCUGCUGAGGAAACAGAGCCCCCACAGAGGCUGCGUCCACACUGCUGCAGUGUCUGUCAGCAAACGUUUAGCUCGCAAGCCCGGUUGCUGCGCCACCUGCAGGCACAUGCCGUCGAGGGCACUGCACCGCGAUAUGACUGCCGUUACUGUGACCUGAGCUUUUCUGGUGUGACUCUACUGCGUAUCCACCAGAGAAGUCAUGCUAACCGCACGUACCAUUGUGACAAGUGCAACAAGACGUAUGGUUCUCUCAGUAGCUUAAAGGCUCAUCGGAGCAGCCAUGUCCCUGAUAGCCACUACCUGUGUGCUCAAUGUGGCCAGCGUUUCAAGACGAUUCAUGGCCUCGAGGGACAUGCUCGUACACAUCGUGGCGAGAGACCGCACUGCUGCCCUUACUGCCCCAAAAGGUUCACAGCCAUUGCCAGCCUCAAUGUUCAUGUGCGUUGUCACACGGGAGAAAGACCGUACGUGUGCGAUGUGUGUGGGAAGGGCUGGCCUUCCGGUGGAGACCUGCAGAAGCACAGGAGAACACACACGGGUGAGCGCCCCUACACCUGCCGUGACUGUGGGAAGUCCUUCUCCAUUUCCAGUCACCUGACGGAGCAUCUCCGCAUCCAUACUGGGGAGAAGCCUUUCACAUGCACCGAAUGCGGCAAACAUUUGCGCAGGAAGUUUGACUUGAAGAAGCACAUGCUGACUCACCAGCGCCAUCGUCCCUUUGCUUGCUCUAUCUGCAAUAAGAGCUACACUCGCAAGACUCACCUCAAUAGACAUGUGCUAAGCCACUGCGUGGAGGGCAGUGAUCCAGUGGCAGGAGUGAGGCCAGUAUCAGAUGAAGCGGAGGGGAAGGCUGACUAAACCACUUGAUGAAAUCUUUUUUGAAUAACUAAGAAACCCCUGCUGAUGUCCACAGACAAUAUGUUUACAGUGUCCCUGACAGUAGCGGAUGUUAUGUCAGAUUCUGCAACAAACUUUAUGCUGAGCACCUUUUUCUGUUUUUGUUUUCCCCGUGCUGGCUGAUGAAAAUAUCAAAACUAAAUUUGUGAUCCAGCAUCCACAACUGCUAAGUUUGUUGACCUCUUUGGGCCUACAAAAUGUAUGUACAAAUAAAGUGUUUAUUA